Messenger RNA from Racocetra fulgida, 477 nucleotides. The record is from the annotation of a GenBank genome assembly. Lineage: Eukaryota; Fungi; Glomeromycota; Glomeromycetes; Diversisporales; Gigasporaceae.
AUGGCGAGAGAAGAAUAUAGUGUAGUCGUUGAAAUGGACGACGAAGGAAAAUUACACAAGAUAAACAGCAAUCCUCUAAUAAUUCUGGUAUAUUUAUUGAGCAUCUUAGAACAACUUUCUACAGAGUCAUUGAAUCAUUGCUUACAAACAAAUGCUUUAUUAUUCAAAGGAUUUAAUGAUACAUCAUUUUUCGAUACAAGUACACCCCAAACUGCACCGCAAGGUGGGCAUCCAUUUUGGGCACUUGAAUAUUACGCUCAAUAUUUUGACUAUCAUCAAGCUAAAGGAUAUAGUCAGUCUCCGGCGCUUCAACGCGCAAGAAGACCAUUCUUUGUUCGUAAUGUUAUGACUGGGUUACUCCUGUUAGGAUUUACUGGGGCCGUGUACACUUAUUCAAUCAUGGCAGUUAAGCAAGAUGAUUUAGGCGAUGUUCCCAUGCCUCAAUUUCCAGCAGAUAAUGAAGAAUCAACAAAAUAA